This is a messenger RNA of Spinacia oleracea (spinach), 1629 nucleotides long. RefSeq lists its product as uncharacterized. Bases 1 to 1629 code for a protein of 542 amino acids. The record is from RefSeq and is a predicted model, not a curated record. The transcript is spliced from 3 exons. Lineage: Eukaryota; Viridiplantae; Streptophyta; Magnoliopsida; Caryophyllales; Amaranthaceae.
AUGCCCGAUGACUUUGAAGAUGUGACCGACGAUGAGGAGGAAACCCGUGAGGAAGAAGACAAAGAAGCUCCCGAUCCGGUGACCCAACGCCUGAACAAGAUGGAUGCACGCAUGACAAAGCACUAUUCCCGCCUGAUGAAGUUGAUGACCAGGUUCCCCGGGGCACCUACACCAGUGGAGACCGAGCCGACCGACGGGUAUGCCGCGUCGCCAUUCUGCGAAGAGAUCGCUAGGGUGACAGUUCCGCACACACUCCGGCUCCCAACCUGGACCACCCUGUACGACGGGACGUCCGACCCCUAUAGGCACGUCAACUUCUACAAGCAGCGCAUGUGGCAGAUCGGGAUUCCGCACGACCUAGUAGAACCUGUUAUGUGCAAAUCAUUCGGCGGCACCCUUGAUGGAGCAGCUUUGGAAUGGCUCACGAACGUCCCUCCCAGAUCCAUCUCCUGUUUGUCCGACCUCAUCAACGCCUUCUACCAACAAUUCGCCAGCAGUCGCCAGUUAGAAAAACAAACCAGUGAUCUCUAUCGGACUGCUAUUGAGGCGUUCAAGAGAGGCCUCAUCCCCAAUUCGGAGCUAUACCGGGAAAUAACCAAAUAUCCCUGUGCAACUUUCGAAGAGGUGCGAUCAAGGGCCACCGCCCAGAUGAACGAGCGGGUCGAACACCCUAACAUCUCCGACUACGGCUUCAACGUCGACAUUGGAGGUGUGGUGAACGCCCUUCAAAAUGUAGGUGGAACAGUCAGAUGGCCCCGGAAGAACGACAGACCGGACUCCAUGAAGGACAUGAGCAAAUGGUGCGACUUCCACCGCGACAACGGACACACAACCGAGGAAUGCAUCUCCCUCAGAAAGGAAGUCGCAUACCUCCUGAAACGGGGGCAUCUAAAGGAACUGCUGAGCGACAAGGGAAAAGAAACAUUUUCCAAAGAGCAAACCACCCUGCCCGGCCCAGCGACAAGCAGCGAGCGACCAGACCCACCACCAUUCAGUAAAGUGGUAAAUGUUAUUUCCGGUGGUUCUGAUAUUUGUGGACUAACCUCUUCUGCAGCUAAAAAAAUUAACAGGGGCGAAUCUGAGACCGUAGAAGAGGGACAAACCGAAGACGAGGCCGCACUACACAGGUCCCUGACCGCAAUGGCUAUCACUUUCGACGAUUCAGAUUCUGUAGAUACACAGCGGGAGCACCACGACGGGUUGGUAAUAUCUCUCCCAAUAGGGAACGCAUUGAUCAAAAGGAUACUGGUCGACAACGGAAGCUCAGCCAACGUACUGUUCUUGGAAGCACUACAAGAAAUGGGAUUAGAAGAGAAAAACAUAGUAAGGAGAUCAACAGUCCUGGUAGGGUUCAGUGGAGAAGCACUACGGACGGUAGGAGAGAUAUCGCUGCCUACAUACGCAGAAGGCGUCAACAUGAUGACCAAGUUCAACGUCGUCGAUUGUCCAUCAGCGUACAACGUCAUCCUAGGACGACCAUGGAUCCACAAAAUGAAGGCAGUGCCAUCAACAUAUCACCAAUCAAUCAAGUUUCCAACCAAGUGGGGGGUCAUGGAAAUCAAAGGGCAGCAAAGGGAUGCGAAGAAAUGUUACGAGACAGCACUGAAACCAUCCAAGUCACCCAUCUAG